Molecule: messenger RNA, 2700 nt
Organism: Mucor mucedo
Lineage: Eukaryota; Fungi; Mucoromycota; Mucoromycetes; Mucorales; Mucoraceae
Exons: 5
Coding region: 72-2594 (840 amino acids)
Molecular function (GO): RNA binding
Source: RefSeq, a predicted model, not a curated record
UUUUUGUUGUUGUUUGUUUUCCCUCUUUUUUUAUUUUUUUUUAUUUCUCACAUAUCUUAUUAUCGUAAUAUAUGGAUUUUACUUGGGUGAACGACGGACAGAAUACUCGUAAACACCUAAAUUUACUUCAAAAGUCCAACAAUACACCGUCACCCUUGUCCAACAGCAGGUUAAUCCAUGGCAUGGAUAACGGAGACAAUCCGACGAGUAGUGGUCGUGUAUCAUUUCAUGAUAAUUUGACAACUUCUUCACCUUUACGUAGAUCGCGUGCAGAUACGAUGCCAUCUCAAUCUUCAGCUUUUCCUUAUGCUGAUUUAUUUUCCAACUUGACUUUGAAUACAACAGCCGCCACGAGUAACAACACGAAUCCCAUAGCGAUCCAUAACAACGUAACUACAACACCGAAUAUUGGAUUGAUUUCACGUCAUCGUUCUGGGUCUGUGACACUCCCCAAUGAUGAUGAAAAUGAAAAGACGUAUGCGCCGUUUUAUUAUGAUCCGUCCAGUCCUAUUGAUGAAAAUGCUUCGAAUACGAUUGCUUCCACACUGGCAUCAUUAGGAUUGGAUGACGAGGAAGAAAUAGAUGGAACAGAAGAAGAAGGAGAAGGAUCAGCCGCAGCAGAAAAGCAAGGUUAUGAGGGUCGUACUCGAGCUUAUACAAUGACUGGUAAUGAUGCGAUGCGCUUUAGUCCGUUUUCACCUCAUACCAGAACUAGUGUAUUGCAUCGCCCUCGUGCGAUUAGUUUGGGUAUGGUGGAUAAUUUUUCUCCCUUUGAUAUGAACAGUAGCAUGAAUACAAGUACGCGUUUUACCCCAUUAAGAUCGUCACGCAGCAGCAACAAUCUGGUGGAUUUAAAUGACAGCCUGCAUGAAGAAGACAACUACGAAUACUAUGGUCAGCCAGACGGAGCGGAUUCACCUUCUUCUGCACAAGCACAAAUACCGUCGCGUGCACUUUGGUUAGGUAAUAUUAAUCCUGGUAUUAGUGUACCGGAUCUUGUACAAUUAUUUUCUGCCUAUGGACAAGUAGAAAGCGCCAGAAUCUUAUCGGAUAAAGAAUGCGCUUUUGUGAACUUUUCCACCGUGGAAUCGGCUAUUGCUGCCAAAAACGAUUUAGAGUCAAGACUGGGUUCGAAAUUAGCGGGCACACCUGUCAGAGUAGGCUUUGGUAAGGCCGAUGUCAAUCUUGCCAUGGCAUUGACCAAUGAAGCUGGGCCUAACGCACAAGGACCUACGCGCGCCCUUUGGGUCGGUAAUAUUCCUGCCAAUAUGAAUCCAGCGAUUUUACGUACGAUAUUUCAAGCGUUUGGAGCGAUUGAAUCAGUACGUGUUUUAUCACACAAGAACUGUGGCUUUAUCAACUUUGAUCACCAAGAAGAUGCGGUGCGAGCAAGAAAGAGUCUUCAAAACAAGGAGAUUCUUGGUCCUGGUACGGGAGCUGUUCGUAUUGGAUUUGCCAAAGUACCACCCAAUAAUCCCGACGAAGAAGAGGAAGAUACCCAACCCUCUUUAUCCAACUCCUCUUCCAACCCUUCGCCGCCUACCUCAGUUAAUCAUACCAACACCUCCAUGGGGGGUUCCGAAACCUAUCAAAACGCACAAUGGACUACAGCCAUGAUGAUGUCCAGUAUGAUGAUGAGUAAUACCACUAGUAAUAAUACACCGCCUAGUCUCUACUCAGCUAUUGCUUCCGAAAGACUCUUUAUCAUGCAACAGUUGGGUUUAUCUCAUCCCUCUGAAAAAAUCAAGGCCGAUCGUGUCCCCAUUACUUAUUUCUCUGUCAUUCCUCCCGUACCCGAAUUAAACGGUGACCGCAAAUUAGAGCCUUUGCGUUUGCGUGAGAUGCGAAAGCGUUUGGAAAACGACGAACAACAGUCACCCGAAGAAGUUGAAGGCAUUGCUCAUGAAUGCAUGGAAGAAGUGGUUGAACUAUGCAGUGACUAUAUUGGCAACACGGUGAUUCAGAAAUUGUUUGAAUAUUGCUCAGAGGGGACUAAACUACAAAUGCUGCAACGUAUAGCACCCUAUUUAGCAUCGAUCGGAGUGCACAAGAACGGUACGUGGGCAGCGCAAAAGAUUAUUGAUUAUGCAAAUACACCAGAACAAGUGGCGAUUGUACGUCAACAUAUAGCGCCGUAUGUGCCAUUAUUAUUGCUAGACCAAUUCGGCAACUAUGUGGUACAAUGCUGUUUACGUAAAGGGUAUACGCAGAACGGGUAUAUAUUUGACGCGAUUGUGGAUAAGUGCUGGGAGAUUGGGCAAGGCAGAUUCGGGGCGCGUGCGGUGAGAGCCAUUUUGGAGAAUUCGAUGGUGACAAAGGAACAACAGGUGUAUGUGGCAGCAGCGAUUGUACAAAACACAGUGUUAUUGACUACGAAUGCAAAUGGCGUGCUUUUACUGACGUGGCUUUUAGACACUUCUGAACUUCCCGGACGAUACCGAGUGCUAUGUCCACGACUUUUACCCUAUUUAAACAAACUAUCUACACAUAAAUUAGGAUCCAUGACCGUCAACAAGGUCAUUCAUCAGACUCAAGAACCCGAUGCUUCCUCCUUGCUAUUGAAUGCGCUUGCUGAACAUGCAAUGGAUUCUUAAUAUUUUUUGUCUAUAACAUCUAUCUAUUCAUUAAAACAUAUAUUUAUAAUUUUCAUCUCGGUUGUUGUCAUUUUUAGCCAAUCAAAACAAAGAGUUUUAAACAUGU